Molecule: messenger RNA, 4077 nt
Organism: Pseudoliparis swirei
Lineage: Eukaryota; Metazoa; Chordata; Actinopteri; Perciformes; Liparidae
Gene: ankmy1
Product: ankyrin repeat and MYND domain containing 1
Exons: 19
Coding region: 97-3558 (1153 amino acids)
Molecular function (GO): protein binding
Source: RefSeq, a predicted model, not a curated record
CGGCUAAAGUUUCCUCACAAAGCCCUUUAUUAAAACCCAUCGCGUUAAAUUAACUGUUCGUUCCGGUGGAUUCAGUUCAUUUAUCUUCCGGUUCAAAUGCUGUCGACCUUCGACGGUGUCGCGGCAGCACCGGGGCGAGGAGCUGCGGAGCCGGGGACAGUGAGACGGAGCGACGGCCACAGAGGAGCCCCAGGGCUCGGUGUUCAGGAGUGGCCGGAUGGAUCCACAUACGAGGGAGGAUUUGUGAACGGAUACAAACACGGCAAAGGGAGGUACACCUGGAGCAAUGGAGAGUUCUAUGAGGGCUCUUUCUAUAAAGACUACAGGCAUGGGGGUGGACUCUACUGCUGGCCCACAGGCCACACGUUCACUGGCAAGUUCUAUCUCAACAGAAAAGAAGGAUAUGGACAACAAAUGUUGCCUGAAGGAGCCACCUUUAAGGGUUUGUACCAUACUGACCAGAGGUUCGGGCCAGGUGUGGUUGGUCAUCCAGAUGGGCGUGAGGAUGUGGGUCUUUGGCUCGGAGAGCGCCUGCUAAGGCUCUGUACCUCUGUAGAAGAGGGCUUCAGCCUGAAGAACUUUCAUGAGUAUGCUGCCUACAUGGACCCAGCUGUCAUCACAAUGUCCAUGACUCAGGUGCAGCCUCCCACUAGUGUUCUCCAGUCAGAAGCCAGAGCAGAUUCUGAGGUGGAUACGGAGAGAGAUCUGCUGUCAGAUGAUUUCAUCCUUCCCCCUGGUAUGGAGAGUUACUCAACAGAUGGGGAUCACUUGCCGCUGCCCCCAGGCCGAAGGAAAGAGCUCGAUCAGCACUUUGAUGGCGAGCUGUGGGAGCCAGAUGCUUAUUCCUACCAAGGCUAUAAGCGAGACCCACUCGCCCCCCUGCCCUUACAGCCCCGCAUGCUGGCUCACAUGCACAAACACAGGCUACAGGCUGGAAUUGUGGGCUGGGACGUGGCAUCUGUUCUCGCACUGAACAGAGACAGUUUUGGGCCUAAAGGGCCUUUGGAAGUCAGCUCAGAGUUGUUGAUCCAGCACGCCUCCAGAGGGGAACUGCAGACAGUGUCACAGAUCCUCCAGACCGGUUUGGUCCACUGUGAUGUCACUGAUUCACAGGGACACAGUGCACUGAUCGCUGCCACAGUAAAUUGCCAUAAUGAUGUUAUCCAGCUUUUGCUGGAUAUGGGUGCCGAUGUUGACAAGUUGAAUUGUGAAGGCAUGUCUGCCCUGGCUGUGUGUCAUGUCCUCUACUAUCCUUUCCAGUCUCUGCACACCACCUCGACUGAGACACCCUCCAAAACUCAAGGCUUCAGGUCUCCAUUUGGAUGUGGGAUCAGUCCCCAGAUCAGCCACAUGGACUUCACCACAGACACACCCAGGACCGCAGAAAAACAAACGGAGCACAUCUCGCAUCACAGCAGUAAAGUGUCCAAUGAGUUUUGGGCUGGCAUUAAUGAACCUGAGACCCCUGCAGACGCAGGAGACCCACAGGAGGAGAGAAACGAGAAAGAGGGGGAAGGGGAGGGAAGAGGCUGCAAGGAAAUGAGGAGAGAGGGAAAGGUAGGAGAGAAAGAAGAGAGCAGCAGAGGGGUGGAUGAGAAUGAGAUCAAAGAGGAGGAAAGCGAGACGAAGAGCCGAUGUGAUCAAACAUGGGAAAAUGGAGAAAGUCAGCUGAAAGAGAUGGAAAGAGAAUUCAAGAUGGGAGAGAGAGUUGAGGAAGAUGUCGAGGAGCGAGUACAGAAUAAUCAUGAGGAGGAUGUAAAGGAGAAAGAAGAGAGAGGUGUGGAGCGCCUCAUUCAGGUGUUGGAUGGUCACAUUGCACUGGGUGGCGUACAGUGGAAGGAAUGUCGUGCUGAGGCAGCAGGAAGAGUUCAGCAGGGCAAAGACAAAGAACCGACCCCAAAGGCGACCUUUGACUCUGCCUGCUCCGUCAGCAGCUAUAACAUCCAGGUCACAGAGGACCUGAUGCAGCGCUCAGCAGAGGCUCUGAGUCGCACAGGAUUCCCUCAGCGCUCGGACACACAGGAGACUGUACGCAAAAUGGCUGCCAUGAAAAUAGAACACCGUGUUCGUUGGACCACUCUGAAACUAUUGCUGGAACGAGGAGCUGACCCCAAUGCAUCCAGGGUCCCCAUGCCGGUUCUCUUUUUAGCCAUAAUGGCUGCUGACACUGAGGCCGUCAGGAGGCUGCUGCUGUGUGGAGCUCGCACUAACAUUCCCCUUCCUGCUGAGAGAAAAGGCCUUCAUCCCCUACACGUAGCUGCAGCACUGCCAGGUCCAGCAGGUCCCAGGAUCACAGAGUUAUUGCUCCACGCUGUCACUGACCCAGAUGCACGAGCAUGCGACCAGAAUGAGAUCUGUGAACGAGAUACGGUCUGCGUGUUUCUCUCCUUUAAGCCUGAAACCUUAGUAGUCAUAUUCAAGGUACGGGUGGAACUGGAAAGAAAAGGAUUUCAGUCUCAGAUGUUUUUUGUUGUUGUUUUUUUACAGUUUGUCAUGAAGGCCCAGGAAUCAGUAAACACCAGUAAGAACCCACAGGUCAAAGAGGGAGGCCGGACUGCGCUGCACAUGGCCUGCCAGAGAGACAGUGACUAUCGGAAUGCCAGCAAGGUGGUAGCCCUCCUGCUGUCCCACAGAGCCCGCACAGACUUCCUCUGGAGUGGGCACUCACCUUUGUCCCUGGCUAUAGCAAGUGGCAACGACCUGGCAGUGGAGGAGCUGUUGAAUGGAGGUGCAGAUCCCAACAUCCCCCUGGGCCGUGGGGUGGGCAGCGCCCUUUGUGCCCUUGCCAACGUCAACUACCACUUAGGUGGUAACAGAGCUAAGCUGUUGGACACGUUGGCUAAAGCUGGUGCCGACAUCUUGAUGCCGGUGAUGGUGGGGGAUGUUGUGGGAACUGCAGUGGACUAUGCACACUUCUCCUUCAACCAGGACUCGCGUAUUGCCAACACUCCCUUUCACGUUCUGAACAUGCGGGAGAGGGAAACAUACACCGCACGACGCCAGCUGCUGAGCAUGAUGGGAGAUCUGCUGAGAAAGAUUGCUGGCCAGAGAGAAAAAGAACAUUUAGAGAGAGAGCAACGCCUUACGUUGAAGAUAACAGGGACAAGUAACACAGAGAGGUGUGUGUACACAGAGGCAGAUGCCAUUUCAUCAAACAUGCUCCUUCCCAGCUGUGAAAGUCUGUCACCCAUAACAGAAAAGCAGAGGAAACCAGUGAUUAAGUUCUGCUAUCAAUGUGGUCGCUCGGUGUCCGUGAAGCUGACUGCAUGUAGCCGCUGCCGCAAGGUCUUCUACUGUUCCAGGACCUGCCAACUGAAAGCAUGGGAUGAAAGACACAAGGGAGAGUGUAUCCGGGUGACAGCUGAUGGACUCCAGAAGAGUGUUGCAUUUCAAUCCCCAAGAGGCCCCGGGCCCCUGCCUGUCACAUGGAAAUCCCACACACACAACAGGCCUUUGGGUGUCAAGUUGAAAUUCCACAGACCCCUCAAGCCCAUGGGCGUGGCAGAGGAAGUCUUGGAGAGCCAAGUCUACCUGAGCGAAAACUACAGCGGCAACUGAUUGAUACAAACAUUUCACAUACUUAAUUACAGCGGAAGUACAACUUUCACAAUUUAAUAGUACAUCGUGAAUGUUUAUAUUUGGCUGAAUGGUGAUGACAAUAUUUUGUGCCACAAUCAUUUCUCUUUGGUAUAUUUAUAACUUUGAGUUAUCAAUUUGUCGAGGUUGUGUGAGUUUUAACUCGUUAUACAUCAGUCUGAUAUUUAAAUUAAACCGUCUGCGCUGGGAAAAGGUUCCAGUAAAGUCAUUUGAAAUAAUGCAUUCUGUGUUAUCUUAGUUUUCGUUUUAAGUAAAAUCUUCUUCAGAAAGGUAACUAAUAAGUACAACAACUGUCAAAUAUGUGGUGGAGUUAAAGGUAGCAUUGUCUUCUGUAAGUAGUAUAACAUGUAAUUACUUGGAAUGUACUUGGUACUAUUCCUCUAAUCUAUCCUGUACUUUGUAAAUCAAUGUAAAUACAGUUAUUGCUAUCUGUAAAAUGUAUUAAAUGCAAAAACAAACCGUUUGAACAUAAUAUUCUCA